AUGUUAUCGACCCUGCUCUUCUCCGCCGCAAUCGCACAGAGUGUAGUCACCGUCUUUCAGGCCGGCGAGGAGGGCUACAAAUGCUUCCGAAUCCCGUCGCUGCUGCGCCUGCCUUCGGGCGCCAUCGCGCUCUUCGCAGAGGGCCGCAAGACACUCGGCUGCCUUGAUCACGGCUGGGUCGACAUCGUGAUCAAGGUCAGCGAGGACAACGGAACGACGUGGGGCCAGCUGCGCAAAGUGUACGGCGAGUCCAACGAGACGGCUCACGUCACCAUCGGCAACCCCGCUCCGGUUGUCGCGGGCGGCCGGGUCGUGCUCCUCUUCUGCCGCGACAAUCGCGCCGUCCUGGUGCUGAGUUCGCUCGACGCCGACGGGCGCGAGUGGCCCUCGGCGCCGGUGGACAUCACACUACCGGCGCUCGGCACCUCCAAGCCGACGUGGGUAGCGACCGGUCCGCCGGGCGGGAUCGUUCUGCCUGGCGGCCGGAUUGUGGUGGAGGCAAACUGGCGGAGCGCCGAGACGGGAGGCGCGGACGUGGCGAGCGCACUGACCUCAGACGACGGAGGGCUCUCCUGGUCGCACGGCGCCGACCCCGUGCCAAACGGCAACGAAGGCCAGGUGGCGGCUGCUCCCAACGGCAGCCUCGUGCUGAACGCGCGCGAGGGCGGCGAUUCGCGCCUCCUCUCCUGGUCCAACGACCGCGGGGCCACGUGGUCGUCGCCGCUGGAACCGUCGCCCUCUUCCCACCGCCGAGCGUGCUGGCCGCCCGGAAGGAAGGGCGAGUCGGACUCCCCCGCCUCGCCCCGGCUUCCGCCUUGAGACAGCCCUCGGCGGCGGCGGCGCAGGCGGCGCAGGCGGCGGGGGUCUCUCCGCCCGCGUCUCCAGCGGUCCCGCAGUUUCCGCCGUACUACGAGACCCACUACGAGGAGCAGUUGCUCGACCACUUCAACGGCGAGAAUGUGGGCACCUUCCGGCAGCGCUACCUGGUCAACGACACGUGGUUUGGCGGGCGGUCGUCGCCGAUCCUCUUCUACUGCGGCGCCGAGGGCGCGGGCGUGCCCUCCAUCUUUGAGCACUCGGGCUACGUCCUCGCCCUCGCAAAGGAGCUCAAGGCUCUCGUCGUGUUCGGCGAGAUGCGCUUCUUCGGCGACAGCAUGCCCUUUGGCGAGGACGAGUCCUUCCGGCCCGACCCGACCCACCUCGGGCUGCUCAGCGUCGAGCAGGCCCUCGCCGACGACGCGAGUCUGAUCCUCAAGAUGAAGGAGCGCUACGACACCCCCGGCAGCCCGCCCCGGCCUGUAGGCACGCUCGCGUACAUGCUGCGCCAAAAGUACCCGCACGUCGCGCGCGCAGAGUCCGCCUACCCGCUCGCCCGCUCACCCGUCGUCGAGGCGUGCGCCACCGUCGCCGCGGCCAGCGGGUCCCUCUCUGCCUUUGCGCCGCUCGUGGUGCCGCACGGCUCGUGCCCCCUAGAAGCUGAAUACGAAGUGGUACGUACUUUUGGCUCGUGCCUUGACGUCUCGCGCCUCGAGGCGACCGGCCUUGCGGUGCGGCCGGGGUCGCUCGCCGCUCGCGGGCGCGUCGGCGGGCCGAAGACGGCAAACAAGGCGUGGGACUACCUCGCGUGCACGGAGAUCGUGCACCCGAUCGCCGCCAACAACGUGAGCGACAUGUUCCCGCCGCAGACGUGGUCGGUGGACGCGCUCAGCGCGGGCUGCCGGCGCGAGUUCCACGCCGCGCCGCGGCCGGCGUGGAUGCCCCGCUCGAUGGGCAUGGCGCGGGGGGCGGCUCACCUCGCCGACGCGACGUCGCACGUCAUCUUCACAAACGGCCUCCUCGACCCGUGGUCGGCGCAGUCGGUCACGCAGAACGUCUCGUCGACGCUCGUCGCCAUCAACAUCCCCGACGGGUCCCACCACAGCGACCUCGGCGCGCCGCCCAACCCCGACGUCAGCGAGGCCGACUCGCCCACGCUCCGGGCGGCGCGCGCGCAGCAGCUGGCGAUCCUAAAGGGGUGGCUCGAGGAGCGCGCCGCGCCCACAGUGGCGGUGGUGUGAGGGCUUCGCUCAUACAGAUAGACGGACGCCAGAACGUCCGGUGCUGCCGACGCCGAAACGGGAAUCUCGAAGGGAGAGAGGCGAGAACCGUCCGGAGUGCGGUCUGCGGAGCGUAAUAGGUAAGGAAGGUAAGGCUUUUACACACCGUUGAACAAAAAGAACACUGUCUCUCACAGCUCAAGAAUUUAACAAACUCAACUCUCUCUCACAGCAGACAGGUGCGCGGACUGGCGCGUGCUGUGGCUGGUGCUGACACAGGCAAACCUCAAGACAAACGCAUGUACCCCCUCGCCACGCCUCCGCCACUAGCAGCUGCUGCUCCCCUCCUUCACGGCAAGGCCGAUGUAGACAGGCACGACCGUGUCGUAUGUACGGGUGAAGACCGCGGCCCACGGCUGCUUCUCGAUGUAGCUUUUCUGGUGGCGGUUGAGGUUGCAGCCGUCGGUGCAGAAGCACCACGCGUCGCUGACCUGGUCUUGAAACUUGCGCGUGAGAGAGCCGACGGGUGCGCCGAUGUGCUCCGCAAAGAUGCAGCAGCCGCCCGGCUUGAGCACGCGUAGCACUUCCUCGGGAACCUUCUGGUACUCGGGGAUCUCGCACAUCACAAAGGAGAGGACGACGCAGUCAAAGCUCGCCGUCUCCUGCUCGGCGAGGUACUCGGCGGACACGGAUAUCUUAAGCUCUGACGUCGCCGCCGCCUUUGCCUCGAGGACAGCGUGGCAGUGCGGGUUCGGCUCGCACGCGACAACCUCGGUCACUGCUGCCGUACCCAGCGACUUGUACAGCUCCAGGUGGGGCAAAUGCCCGCAGCCGACGUCAAGCACCCUGCCCCUGCAGCCAGCCGAAGCCACGACCCGCCAAGGAGCGGCAAAGACAUGGUGCACCAGCGGCAUGAGAAGGUGCGUAAAUCGCGCCGCAGCCCACCCGUGAAAGGCGCUGGAGCAUUUCGCGAGGCAAACGCAGAGCGGGAAGACCGUCCCGCACAGGCACAGGCCAGCGAUCCUGGUCAGCGCACCGACCGUGCAGAAGUUCCAGUCCAGCUGAGGCUCGGACUCGAACGGGUCGGAUUGCGCCGUCGGGCAGAGGGGCAGCAGCUGGUGUUUGCGCAUGUCGUGAAGUCUUGUUAUGUCCUUGCGCG
Molecule: messenger RNA, 3195 nt
Organism: Emiliania huxleyi CCMP1516
Lineage: Eukaryota; Haptophyta; Isochrysidales; Noelaerhabdaceae
Exons: 11
Coding region: 1134-2057 (307 amino acids)
Biological process (GO): angiogenesis involved in wound healing; proteolysis; regulation of blood vessel endothelial cell migration
Molecular function (GO): serine-type exopeptidase activity; dipeptidyl-peptidase activity
Source: RefSeq, a predicted model, not a curated record